Erythranthe guttata (spotted monkey flower) is the source of this 1436-nucleotide messenger RNA. RefSeq names its product gibberellin 2-beta-dioxygenase 8. Lineage: Eukaryota; Viridiplantae; Streptophyta; Magnoliopsida; Lamiales; Phrymaceae. The record is from RefSeq and is a predicted model, not a curated record.
GGCAUUUAAAUUUUCUCUAUAAAUAUCUUUCUUUUCCAAUCAUCCUGGAUAUCAGUCCUACACACACAUUUCCACUACCUCCUCUCUGCUUUUCUUUCUUCUUCUGCCCAACUCUUUCUCCAAUUUACGGCGACAACCACCAAAGUCGAAAUACGCUGUGAUGGUGGUGUCUUCUGCGGACCAAUCGGAGCAUCUGAACCAACAAGUAAGCAUGGAAGAAACAGCCGACCCACCGUUCGAGAAAACGUACAAGAGUCUUUUCAGCAACUUGACCGCCACAGCGCCGCCGCAGAAGAUGAACCUGAUGCCGGAGCUUUCGUCGGUGGAGGAAUGCGAGCUCCCGCUGAUCGAUCUCAGGCGGCUGAGCCUCGGAGAAUCCGAGGCCGCAGCCUGCAGGAAGCAGAUUGCUAGGGCUUCGUCGGAGUGGGGUUUCUUCCAGGUGGUCAACCACGGAAUCUCCGGCGAGGUGAUGGAGAGAAUGAGGGGCGAACAGAAGAAGCUGUUCAAGAAGCCGUUUCACGAGAAGAAGAACUACAAGGAUUUGAAUUUCUCCGCCGGAAGUUACCGUUGGGGCACUCCGUCCGCCACGUGUCUGAAGCAGCUUUCUUGGUCGGAAGCUUUUCAUGUAUCGCUGAGUGAUGUCAUUGGCUCAGGUGGCAUCGACAGUCUCAGUUCAAUAAUGGAGCAAUUUGCGGUAAUGGUGUCCGAUCUAUCACAAAAGCUAGUAGACAUACUAGCAGAAGAAAUGGGGGAGAAGUCGUGUUUCUUCAAAGAAACGUGUUUGCCGAGCACUUGCUACCUCCGAUUGAACCGAUACCCACCUUGCCCGAUAUACCCUCAGAUGUUCGGGAUAAUGCCCCACACCGAUAGCGACUUUAUCACCGUCUUACAUCAAGACCACAUCGGAGGUUUGCAACUUGUCCGAGAUGGCAAGUGGUUCGCCGUUAAGCCCAAUCCCGACGCCCUCAUCAUCAACAUCGGAGAUUUAUUUCAGGCGUGGAGCAAUAACGUGUAUAAAAGCGUUGAGCACCGGGUUGUUGCUAAUCCAUUGAACGAGAGAUUUUCGGCCGCGUAUUUCUUUUGCCCGUCUUACGAUACGGUAAUCGAGAGUGGAAUCGAGCCGUGUGUUUAUCGAAGCUUUAGCUUUGGGGAAUACAGAAAACAAGUGCAAGAAGAUGUCAAGCUUUUCGGACACAAAAUUGGACUGCCGAGGUUUCUCGUGAAAACUCACUAGGCAUAAUAAAAUACAUACACGUUUUUUUUUUUUUUUUUUUUUUUUUGGUUUAUUAUUAUCAUAUAGAAGAAAUUAAAUAGAUUGAUAGUAUGAUAUCGAAAUGUUUGCAAUGUACAAUUGUAGAAAUAUUUAUAGGUUGCUGGAAAUUUUUACUAGAUUAAUUGAAGAAAAAUAUAUAUAUGCAACUUCAUACUUUAAAAAU